Molecule: messenger RNA, 798 nt
Organism: Triticum turgidum subsp. durum (durum wheat)
Lineage: Eukaryota; Viridiplantae; Streptophyta; Magnoliopsida; Poales; Poaceae
Source: the annotation of a GenBank genome assembly
AUGCCAACAAGAUUGCUCAUUAAAUAUUUUCUGAGGGUUGAUGCUGACGGACUCUUUCACACAUAUCCUCGUCGAGGCGGCCCGUUUAAGAGCUUGAAAGAAGCUCAGGAUGCUAUAGACUCCCAUCACACUAAUCUGUGUAAAUUCAAGUACAUGGGGGAUCUUUCAGAGGAGGAUAUCCAUGUGUGGCAGACCCUGUACUGGCCUAAUGGUACAAGGAUGAAUUCCAAACAAGCUUUGGAUGUGAUGAUCAACCGUCGCCCCAAAUGGGAUGUGCUUAAUGCUUUACUGGACAAGUACAAUGAGGACCAUCAUCUUUUUGGGGAUUUUGCAUAUGAACUGAAGGAAAUUGUGAGUUACAAACCACAUUUUCAGGGGAAAAACUCUCCAUACAAAUGCAGAUCAUUCUCUCAUUUAAAUUUGAUUGUCAAGAGUGGGUCGAGUGCCGUCGGCGAUCUUUUCUUCGCUGAAAUUACAUGUAUGAAGGAUGGGGAAUUGGAGGUAUAUGUGCUCAGCUGUAUAUGUGUUGUUACGCCAGAAGCUAACGGUGAGUGCUGUGGAUGUGGAGAUGAUGUAAAGCACCCCACUGGUGUCGAGUACAAAAAGCGAGACAAGUUGCCUGUUCGGCGCAAUGGUUGUGGGCGAAUGUCAGAAGAAUUAUUCGAUGAGUUUAUUGUUGUUCGUGAUGAGGAUUGGCUGGAUGCGGAGGAGGCCAGGGUGAGACGAGAGUUUAGGAUGAGCAACAAAGGAGAUGGCCAGGGAAUGAGGGGCAGAUACGUCAUACCGGCAAAACGGUAG